Molecule: messenger RNA, 3171 nt
Organism: Panicum virgatum (switchgrass)
Lineage: Eukaryota; Viridiplantae; Streptophyta; Magnoliopsida; Poales; Poaceae
Product: G-type lectin S-receptor-like serine/threonine-protein kinase At2g19130
Exons: 1
Coding region: 475-3066 (863 amino acids)
Biological process (GO): recognition of pollen; protein phosphorylation
Molecular function (GO): protein serine/threonine kinase activity; ATP binding
Source: RefSeq, a predicted model, not a curated record
CAUCGUCUGACAUGUCUCUGCCGACGGGCGGCCUCCGUCGUCGUCCUCUCUGUACCUCGCCGCGACGCGACAGCACCGCUGGUCGACAGGGUCGGCGACCCGGUCGCCGGGUCGUCCACGGCGAGCGCGCCCCACCCCCUGGACUCGAGGCAACGGGAUACUGUUGAGUAGGACGGCGCACCAGUCACCCGCACCGUCGCCGUCCUGAUCAACGCGCCGCAAGUGUGACUGCUAGUAUGGCCGCGCCUUCAGCUGGGCAUGCACGCCGCGGCCUUCCUCGCGUCGCAACUUGAUUGCUUCCAUGGAGUUCUUCUCGGAUUCACAUCCUUCCGUCCAUGGCGUGUCAAGCAUACGUAUACCCUUCAGCUUGCUAAGACCUCCAAUUUUUCUCUGAACACAUAGCCUCUUCUUCCUCCUCCCAGCACCAGCAGCAGCACAUCGUCAGCAGUUCAGCACACACGCCGAGAUGCGUGCAUGCUGCUAGCUAGCUCCUCUCUGCCGACCUCUGCCUGGCACAGCCACAUGCUCUCUCACCGGCCACCGGCCAUGACUCCCCUCCACGUAGCACUGGCUGCGCUCGUCGUCUUCUCCUUUUCGCUGCACACCGCGGCUCCAUGCUCCACCGCGACCGCAACCGGCGACACGCUCGCGGCAGGCCGGACGCUCGCCGCCGGCGACAAGCUCGUCUCGAGGAACGGCAAGUUCGCGCUCGGCUUCUUCCGGUUCCGGCAAAGCACCGCCGGUAACUCCACCGGCGGAACCACCACCACCACCGUCUCCUCCCGCGGCUGGUACCUCGGCAUCUGGUUCAACAAGAUCCCGGUAUGCACCACCGUCUGGAUCGCCAACCGGAAGAGACCGAUCGCCGAGUCCGAGCUCAACACGACGCAGCUCAGGAUCUCGCGAGACGGCAACCUCGUCAUCGUCUCCCUGAACACCACCACCGAGUCCAAGCUAUGGUCCACUCAAGUUGUCAACACCACAGACAGUGUCAGUGCCCUUCUCAACAGCACCGGGAACCUCGUCCUCGUACCAGCAACCCCAUCAUCCAACGGAGCGCCGCCGCCGCCGCUGUGGCAGAGCUUCGACUACCCGACCGACGUCGGGCUUCCCACCGCCAAGAUCGGCCGGAACAAGCUCACCGGCUUCAACCGCUCCUUCGUCUCCAAGAAGAGCCUCAUCGAUCCGGGGCCCGGCUCCUACUCCAUUGACGUCGGCAUCGACGGGGCGAUGCGCCUGACGAGUCGCAGCUCCCCUCCCGUGGUGUACUGGUCCUGGCCGGCCGGAAGAUUAGCACAGCUUGUGCAGGCGCUCGAUGGGCUGAUGGACUCGGAUCCACGGACCAAGGAUUUGCUGAAGCCAACGUUCCGAGAUGACGAAGACGAGGUGUACUUCUCCUACACCAUCACGAAUGACUCGGCUGCCGUGUUCGUCCCGAUAGACAUCUCCGGUCAGCUCAAGCUGAAUGUUUGGUCGAAGGACAAAGAAUCUUGGGAGACUGUGUACGCCCAGCCUUCUGAUUUCUGCAUUGCGCAUGGUGUCUGCGGGCCUUCCACGGUUUGCAACGGCAAUUCAGCCCCGUCAUUGUUCUGUGACUGCCUGGAGACCUUCUCCCGGAAAUCGCCUAGGGAUUGGGAGCUCGGUGAUCGAACGGGAGGGUGUGCAAGAAAUACUCCCUUGGAUUGCGUACCUAGUAGCAACGGAAGCAAGACAGGUUCGACAGAUGUGUUUCACCCUAUCUCUCGUGUGAAGCUGCCCUUUAAUCCUCAGACAAUAGAGGAUGCUACCACGCCAAGCAACUGCGAACAAGCUUGCCUCAAUGACUGCUCCUGCACCGCUUACUCCUAUAGCAGUAGCAAAUGCUCUGUCUGGCACGGGGAAUUGCUUGAUGUAAGUCUGGACGAUGGCAUUGCCAUUACUGGUCAAGAUGUCCUUUACCUUCGCCUGGCAGCCAGAGAUUUUCAAAGUUUGGAGAAGAACAAGAAGAACAAACGAAAACCAAGAGCUAUUAUUGCUGCAAGCAUCGUUAGUUUCGGGUUACUGGCGCUCAUACUGUUGUUGGUGGUUUGGAGGAAAAGAUCCAAGUGGUUCAAUGUGCCGUUACACGACACUCGAGGUAGUGGUGGAAUUAUAGCCUUCAGAUACAUCGAUUUAGUCCGUGCUACUAAAAAUUUCUCAGAAAGACUAGGAGGAGGUGGUUUUGGCACUGUAUUCAAGGGAGUGUUAAGUGAGUCAACUACUAUUGCAGUCAAAAGGCUUGAUGGUGCCCGCCAGGGAGAGAAGCAAUUCAGAGCUGAGGUGAGCUCAAUCGGAUUGAUCCAACAUAUCAACCUAGUGAAAUUGAUUGGCUUCUGCUGUGAAGGUGAUAAGAGGCUACUUGUGUAUGAGCACAUGUCAAAUGGGUCUCUUGAUGCCCAUCUUUUUCAGAGCAAUGCAAUCAUCCUGAACUGGAGCACAAGGUACCAAAUAGCCCUAGGAGUUGCUAGAGGGUUAUACUACUUGCAUCAGAGUUGUCGCGAAUGCAUCAUACAUUGUGAUAUUAAGCCAGAAAACAUACUUCUCGACGCAUCUUUUGCUCCUAAAAUUGCAGACUUUGGGAUGGCUGCAUUUAUAGGAAGGGAUUUUAGCCGAGUGAUGACUACAUUCCGAGGAACGGCAGGGUAUCUUGCCCCUGAGUGGCUUAGCGGAGUUGCUAUUACACCGAAAGUUGAUGUUUACAGUUUUGGUAUGGUAUUGUUGGAAAUCAUAUCAGGAAAGAGGAACACACAAGAAGUAAACAGUAAGAGCAGUUAUAAUGUUGCAUUUUUGCCGGUGCAGGGCAUCAGCAAGCUUCAUGAGGGGGAUCUACAGAGUUUGGUGGAUCCACAAUUACAUGGUGACUUUGACUUAGAAGAGGCUGAAAGAGUUUGCAAAGUUGCAUUUUGGUGUAUCCAAGAUAAUGAAUGUGAUCGGCCUACAAUGGGUGAAGUAGUUCGUGUUCUUGAGGGUCUCCAGGAGCUUGAUAUGCCCCCAAUGCCAAGACUGCUUGCAGCUAUAACAGAGCGCUCUGAUGCAGCUUUGUUGUAAUAAUAUAUCUUGCAGUCAGUAUUUAUUUUUGUUUUUAGCAAAUUUGAAAGUUGUACUAUCGCGGAGCUAAAGGAAUAAAAGGGCAAGCUUGCAAUUUAUAAUACA